AUAAUGUCAGAAAAUCAACAAAAUGAUACCAAAUGCUUAACUCAUCCCCACCAGGAUAUAAUUUCAAUAUGCUCAACUUGUCCAAAUAACACUCCUGUCUGUGUUAAAUGUAUCACCAAUUUUCAUAAUGGUCACCGUAUAAAUAAAUUAAAUGAUUUAAAUUUAAGAAAUCAAAUAAAACAAUAUUUUAAAAAUCAAACAAUACCAAAACUAAACAACUAUAUAGAAAAUAAUAAAAAAAUAUUGGAUGAAUUAAACAAUCACUUUAAACAAAUUAAAGAAAACCAUACAAAGAAUUUAGAUAAAACAGCUGAUAGAAUUAAAGAAUUAAAAAAGAUUAUCAAUGCAAAAGAAAAUGAUGUCAAAAGAUUAUUAUUAACUAAAUUAGAUGAAAAUACAGAAGUAAAUAAUAUAAUAACAACAACAAUAGAAAACAAAAAUAAUAUAGUUUAUAAUGCUAUUAAAUAUAAUAAUGAUGAUAAUAAUAAUAAUAACAAUAAUAUUGAUGAUAAUAAUAAUAAUAAUAUAAAUGAAUUUAUUGAACUUUUAAAACACAGUCAUCAAUGUAACAAUCUUUUAUCAAAUAUAAAUAAUAAUAACUUACCAGAAUAUAUAGAUACUCAGUUAAUAAUUAAAGAAAAUAAUCUCGACUCAAUCAAGGAUCUAACAAACAGCUAUUUAGAAGUAGAUGAUGGAAUUCCUUUAUAUCAACUAAUUUCUGAUUCAAUUCCAGAAACAGUUAAAGAUUUAUUUUUACUAGAUGGUUUUGAUCAACCACUUAAUUUCAUACCACCCACUGUAAAAUGCUUGAAUUUACAAAACAUCAAGUAUCAAUUAACACCUGUUUCAAUUCCAAAAACAGUUACAUAUUUAUCUUUACUAGAUGGCUUUAAUCAAUCACUUAAAUUUAUACCACGCACCGUAAAAUGGUUGAAUUUACAUAAUAUCAAAUAUCAACUAAUAACUGGUUCAAUUCCAAAUCAUUUCACUAUUCUUGAAUUUUCUAAUGGCUUCUCUCAAACUUUUACAAAAGGUAUUAUCCCUGGCUCUAUAGAUUUUAUUAUUAUAGGCAAUGUGUAUCAAUUAACACUUGAUUCAAUUCCAGCAACAGUUAAACAUUUAUAUUUAUUUGAUGGCUUUAAUCAACCACUUAAUUUUAUACCACCCACCGUAGAAUGCUUGUAUUUAUAUAACAUCAAGUAUCAAUUAACACAAGAUUCAAUUCCAGCAACAGUUACACAUUUAUUUUUACAAGAUGGCUUUAAUCAACCACUUAAUUUUAUACCACCCACCGUACAAAGGUUGUAUUUAGAUAACAUCAAGUAUCAAUUAACACCUGAUUCAAUUCCAGCAACAGUUACAGAUUUAUUAUUACUUAAUGACUUUAAUCAAUCACUUGAUUUUAUACCACCCACCGUACAAUGCUUGUGUUUAGAAAACAUCAAGUAUCAAUUAACACAAGAUUCAAUUCCAGCAACAGUUACACAUUUAUAUUUACUUAAUGGCUUUAAUCAACCACUUAAUUUUAUACUACCCACAGUAAAAUUCUUGUAUUUACAUGACAUCAAGUAUCAAUUAACACCUGAUUCAAUUCCAGCAACAGUUAUACAUUUAUAUUUACUUGAUGAUUUUAAUCAACCACUUAAUUUUAUACCACCCACCGUACAAUUCUUGUAUUUACAAAACAUCAAGUAUCAAAUAACACCUGAUUCAAUUCCAGCAACAGCAAAAGUUACAGAUUUAUAUUUACUUGAUGAUUUUAAUCAACCAUUUAAUUUUAUACCACCCACCGUACAAUUCUUGUGUUUAGAUAACAUCAAGUAUCAAUUAACACCUGAUUCAAUUCCAGCAACAGUUAUACAUUUAUUUUUACAAGAUGGCUUUAAUCAACCACUUAAUUUUAUACCACCCACCGUACAAUAUUUGUAUUUAGAUAACAUCAAGUAUCAAUUAACACCUGAUUCAAUUCCAGCAGCAAUUACACAUUUAUAUUUACUUAAUGGCUUUAAUCAAUCACUUAAUAUUAUACCACCCACCGUACAAACGUUGUAUUUAGGUAACAUCAAGUAUCAAUUAAUACCUGGUUCUAUUCCAAAU
Messenger RNA from Dictyostelium purpureum, 2097 nucleotides. RefSeq lists its product as uncharacterized. NCBI's taxonomy places the organism in Eukaryota, Evosea, Eumycetozoa, Dictyosteliales, Dictyosteliaceae. The transcript is spliced from 3 exons. The annotation marks the transcript as partial. The record is from RefSeq and is a predicted model, not a curated record.